CAUUGCUUUUUUUUCUAUCUCUAAAAAGUGGCCCAUAAGGUAGCAAAAAGUGGGUAAUUGUGUGUAGGUGUGUAUCGUCGAGCUUUUUUUUCACCGGAAGUCAGGUUUACACUUCCCGCGAAAUCGAAUACACACCGCGGGAAUCUGAAACCUUUAGCCAAUGAAAUUACAGCACUGUACAAUCAGCCGCGAUUCCCGCGAAAGUAAGGAAAACUGCGGAAAUUGCACAAGUAACGUAGAAGAAGAAGACGACUUCAAGGAUAGAAGAUUGAAGACAGAAGAAGACGGGUUGGAAAUCAUAACAUUUUUACAAACACCGACCUCUGCAUCCAUCAGAGCCAUUAUGUCCAUAAGGAGGAGGAGGAAAAAGCCUAUAGACGAUGCAAAGACAUACAUUCUGUCUUGCACUGACAAGGAUGGGUUUAUGCCGAGAUUCAUUGACCAUUACAAAGGAAGAGGAGUGUUUGCCACACAACCCAUUGAACCCGGGGACUUCGUGUUGGAGUACAGGGGUAAACUCCUCACACAGGAGGAAAGCAAGUCAAGAAAAUACUCAGAGAUUGAAAGCACAUUUCUCUUUGACUUUCAGUGGCAGAAUCAUCACUUAUGCCUGGAUGCAUCGCAAGACGAUUUUUCUCUAGGACGUUUGGUCAACGACAACCACCAAAAUCCGAAUUGCGUUAUGAAAAAAAUCAUAGUUGACAACAAACCACAUUUGUGCCUAUUUUCUCUGAAGAAAAUAGAAAUAGGAGAUGAAAUUGAUUACAACUAUGGUGAUUCAAAAUGGCCUUGGCGCAGUAAGUUGAAAAAAACCCAAGCUCCUGCUGCCGCAGUAGAGAAUGAGACCAGCCCUGUUCUUCAGAUGCUAAAUGAUGGACCAAACCCAGAUCAGACCUGCUCAGAGGUGAAAGGCCUUCAGACUCCUGAUGCAGCUGAAGAGAAUGAGACCAGCCCUGUUCCUCAGAUGCUAAAUGAUGGACCAAACCCAGAUCAGACCUGCUCAGAGGUGAAAGGCCUUCAGACUCCUGCUGCCGCAGUAGAGAAUGAGACCAGCCCUGUUCCUCAGAUGCUAAAUGAUGGCCCAAACCCAGAUCAGACCUGCUCAGAGGUGAAAGGCCUUCAGACUCCUGCUGCAGCAGUAGAGAAUGAGACCAGCCCUGUUCCUCAGAUGCUAAAUGAUGGACCAAACCCAGAUCAGACCUGCUCAGAGGUGAAAGGCCUUCAGACUCCUGCUGCAGCAGAAGAGAAUGAGACCAGCCCUGUUCCUCAGAUGCUAAAUGAUGGACCAAACCCAGAUCAGACCUGCUCAGAGGUAUUUACUGUCCAAGGAUUUUCACUGGUUGAUUAUCCAGAUAGUGAUGAAACUGAUGAGGAUGGUAUGGAAAACGAACCUCCCACCCCACACCUGGAUGUUAUUAUAGGGCAGAAUGAUAUUGGCCCAGAUGUUUCAGAUCAUUUGUACAAUUCAGAUGAAACUGUUGUGAAAGAAACUUGUGAUGAGGCUUCUUCAAGCAACCAUUCCAACAAUGAAUCGGAUGAUGAACUUGUUCCACGGCUGAGACGCACAAAAAGCAUUCUGAUGGAUAGAGUACAAGAUUUUACACACGGUCUCCAUGAUUCAAGUAGUGACAGUGCAGAGGAGACUCCUUUUUUUAAUCCUGAAAGGGUUUCACAGAAGCUGAGAAGAAGGUCUUGCCGUCCCAUUCAGAUGAAUCUCGUGGAAUCAGAUGACUCAAACUUAGGUAGCGAAGAGGAGUAUAUUCCAAAUCCCAGGGAUGAAAGCACAGAAAGUGAUAGCAGUAUGGAAUUAACCCUGGAAAAGGAAAAAAAGAAGAAAGGUGCAUCAUCCGGUAAGAGCAAGUUUAAGCCCAGAGAAAGAAGUAGAUCCUCCCGAGAGAGUGGAAGCGAGUCCUCCAGACAGAGCAAGUCUAAGUCCAUGGAGAGUGGAAGUAGAUCCGCCCGAGAGAGUGGAAGCGAGUCCUCCAGACAGAGCAUGUCUAAGUCCAUGGAGAGUGGAAGUAGAUCCUCCCGAGAGAGUGGAAGCGAGUCCUCCAGACAGAGCAUGUCUAAGUCCAUGGAGAGUGGAAGUAGAUCCUCCCGAGAGAGUGGAAGCGAGUCCUCCAGACAGAGCAAGUCUAAGUCCAUGGAGAGUGGAAGUAGAUCCUCACGAAAGAGUGGAAGCGAGUCCUCCAGACAGAGCAAGUCUAAGUCCAUGGAGAGUGGAAGUAGAUCCUCCCGAGAGAGUGGAAGCGAGUCCUCCAGACAGAGCAAGUCUAAGCCCGGGGAAAGUGGAAGUAGAUCCUCACGAAAGAGUGGAAGCGAGUCCUCCAGACAGAGCAAGUCUAAGCCCGGGGAAAGUGGAAGUAGAUCCUUACGAAAGAGUGGAAGCGAGUCCUCCAGACAGAGCAAGUCUAAGUCCAUGGAGAGUGGAAGUAGAUCCUCCCGAGAGAGUGGAAGCGAGUCCUCUAGUCAUAGCCAAUUUGACUUUAGCCAGAGAAGACUUUUGGAAAGAUGUCAUGAUCCCACACAAAGAUUUCCAAAUAGCAGAGUUGAUGGGAAUGAAAAGGAAAUCGCAACAUUUUCUGAAAACAGUGUUUCAGUGCCCCUGGAAGAAGAGCAGUACAUGAUUGUCAGUCCAACUUUAAAGAAAGAUGACGGAUCCAGAAGCUAUAACAAGAAACAUUUCUGCUUUUAUUGCAAGAAGUUUGUCCAGAAAAUGUCAAGACACUUAUGGCGUAAACACCAAGAUGAAUCGGAUGUUGCGAAAGCAUUCAGUUUACCAAAAAACUCAAAGGAAAGAAAACUACAAUUGGACUACAUACGAAAUAAGGGAAACUUCGAGCACAACAGUCAUGUUUUGGAAAAAAAAAAAGGAAAACUAAUCCCAUGUAAACAACCAGUAAAAAAGUCAGACGGACAUAAAUUUGCACAUUGCAUUCAUUGCUAUGGGCUGUUCUCAAGAAGAGCGAUGUGGCGGCAUUUCAAGGUCUGCAGCUUCAAACCCAAAAAUGCUAAACCUGGUAAAAAUAGAGUUCAGGCAUUAUGUGCUUUCGCUGAACCUUCUCCAUCAGAAUAUACAGAUGCGUAUUGGAAGUUCUUGAGUGUAAUGAUUCAGGACGAGAUCACAGUUGCAAUUAAAGGAGACAACUGCAUCCUCAAUUAUGGGUUCAGGUUGUUCAAAAAGAAUGAGAAGAUAGUCAGUCAACACCAGUAUAUACGCCAAAAACUGCGAGAACUUGGCAGGCUUUUAUUGGAAGCUAAAAAAAUCACACGUGUGAGGACCAUUCAAGAACUCAUCAAACCUGAACAGUACUCACAGGUUGUCAGAGCUGCAAAGAACCUAUCUGGAUUCAGUGAGGAAACUGGGAUAUACCAAUGUCCAUCUCUUGCACGCAAGGUAGGACACAGCCUGCAUUCGUUGGCUAUGUUUAUCAAGUCCGAAGGACUGAAAAAGAGAGAUAAGGAAACCAUUAAAGAUGCUGAGGAGUUCGCACAGUUGUAUUUAGAGAGUUGGAGGUUUGAUAUUGCAGGCCAGGCAUUAACCCAGCUUAACCGGGCCAAAUGGAAUGCACCGCAACUUUUACCUCUUACACAAGAUAUCCAAAAGCUACAUUGCUAUCUAGAAGAAAAACAGCAGCAACAUCUCAAAGAUUUAAAAGAACAUCGUUCAUCCACAAAUUGGAAGGAACUUGCAAAAGUAACGUUGACUCAAGUUAUGCUUUUUAAUCGGCGGAGAGCAGGUGAAGUGUCCCGAAUGCACCUGUCUGCAUACUUAUCGAAAGACACAUCAGAGGAACAGGGAGAUGUAAAUUUGGCCCUCACACCGCUUGAGCAGAAGCUCUGCAGGCAUUUCGUGCGAAUAGCAAUUGUUGGAAAAAGAGGAAGGAAGGUUCCAGUUCUUCUAACCCCAUUAAUGAGAGAAUCACUUGAUGCUCUUACUGAGUGCAGAGAAGUAUGUGGGGUGCUGAAGGACAAUGAAUAUCUGUUUGCAUUGCCACAAUCUGCCCAUUACCUCAGGGCUUGUGACUGCAUGAGGCAAUUUGUCAGUGAAUGCGGUGACAUAAAAAAUCCUCAAGCGCUAAAAUCAAUUCAACUGAGGAAACAUAUUGCUACCCUGUCUACUGUUUUGAACCUCAAAACCACCGAGCUCGACCAGUUGGCAGACUUCCUCGGUCAUAAUAUCGCUGUUCACAGGAAACACUACAGGCUCCCAGAAAGCACCCUUCAAUUAGCCAAAGUGAGUAAAGUCCUCCUCGCAAUGGAACAAGGACGCCUAGGAGAUUACAAAGGAAAGAGCCUCGAUGAAAUACAAGUCGAUGUGAAUGAGACCAUUGACAUGGAGGGACCUUUAGCUGAGGAUAUUGAAGAUGUCGGUAUGCUAAGAGAUGAUGGGUCAGACGAUGAGCUCAUAUCAUCCACGCAAGAAUGUACCUCCACAUCACAAAGUCAAAACCAGAGAGUGUCUUCAACCGAUGUCAGUAUGCCAAGAGAAGAGGGGUCAGAAGAUGAGGUCAGCGUGUCAUCCCUGCAAGAAUGUCCCUCCACAUCACAAGUCCAAAACCGGAGUGUGUCUGCAAAAAAGAGAGGAAAACAAACGGCCGUCAAAAGAAGCUGGACCCCAGACGAGUGUGCUGCCGUGGACACACAUUUGAGGAGAUUUAUUGUAAUGAAUCAAGUUCCUGGGAAAGAAGAAUGUCAGCGCUGCAUUACUGCAGAACCUCAAGCUCUCAGAAAUAGAGACUGGAAAGCAGUUAAAUAUUAUGUAAAAAAUCGCAUUACAGCCCUGAGAAGAAAAGUCUAGUGUGAAAAGCACUGGAACUGAGGUAAUGAAUGUUGGAUGGAUGUAGGAUAGAUGUUGGAAGGAUGGAUGUAGGGUAGAUGUUGGAAGGAUGGAUGUAGGGUAGAUGUUGGAAGGAUGGAUGUAGGGUAGAUGUUGGAAGGAUGGAUGUAGGGUAGAUGUUGGAAGGAUGGAUGUAGGAUAGAUGUUGGAAGGAUGGAUGUAAGGUAGAUGUUGGAAGGAUGGAUGUAGGGUAGAUGUUGGAAGGAUGGAUGUAGGGUAGAUGUUGGAAGGAUGGAUGUAGGAUAGAUGUUGGAAGGAUGGAUGUAGGGUAGAUGUUGGAUGGAUGAAUAAAGGGUAGAUGUUGGAUAUAUGGAUGGAUGUUGGAUGGAUAUUGAUUUAUUCUUGUUUAUUUUAAUAUCUUUUUUUUAUUUAUUUUAGGGCCUGAACACUGAAAGUGUGUUGGGAAUAUGUUAAAUAUUUCACAUUUCAAGGAUUUUUCAUUUCUUUAAAUAUCUGUGCAUCAUGAUUUCAAAAUUUGUUAAAACUUUCUAAAAUGUAAUUUGUUUGUUGUUUAAAAACUAAAAUUUGUUUUAAUCAUUUCAUAAAAAGUUGGACUGACAACUGUGUGGCAUAAACUGUCAUUAAAAUAAAACUGGUCAUUUCAGUUGUCAUAAAACUGUCUUUAAAGUCGUAUGUCUUGUUAUCUGUAAAGGCAGAUGGAAAGUUUCACAUAUAUACAUAAUUACUAUAAUUACUCAUUUUAAUUAUUAUAAUUACUCAUUACAAAACUAUUUUAGUCCAAAAUAAGGAAACUGGGAGUAAUAAUAAAGGCUGGUGUCAGCAGCUGCAGAUAGUGACCUUGGGCCCCAUUAACAUAUAAAAACUUGGUAUGUAUGUGUGUAUGUGGGCAGACCCCACAAGUCGGCAAUCCUAGAAACGGGGCCCACAAGGGGCCAAAUACCUUUUUGGACAAAACUUUAGAAAUUUGUCAAAUUGAAGUGAUAUUAAUGAUUUAGAUUUUUUUUUAGAUCUAAUGUUAUUUUUUACAGCAGUGUAGGACCACUGCAAAGGGUGGAUCCCACAACGCAUAAAAAAACUUGUGGGCCCCAUUAGGGGGCCUCCGUCAGAAUGUGUGUGUGUGUGUGUGUGUGAAC
This is a messenger RNA of Pimephales promelas (fathead minnow), 5934 nucleotides long. Lineage: Eukaryota; Metazoa; Chordata; Actinopteri; Cypriniformes; Leuciscidae. The record is from RefSeq and is a predicted model, not a curated record.